AUGCCUCCAUCGCUUCCCCGUCGACGCAAGAAACUUGACUUAGAAUGCAGUGUCUGUGGGAAACGAUACACAAAACGCGAACAUCUCCAGAGACAUGGACGAAUCCGUAUGUUCUACAGUCCAAAGGUGGAGAACUCCAUAGUAACAGAAAUUCCAGAUAGCGGUGAUAAACCCUUCACAUGCCCAGUAUGUGGUCGAUGCUUUGCUCGGCAGGAUGUACUGAAUCGACACUCUCGCGUUCAUCGGGGUGAUAUUCACCCCCAGCUCGGGUCUGGAGAUAUCCCAGAAGAUAUCUCAAUCUCGCCACUGUCUUUGGAACAACAGCCAGGCGAUCCUUCUUACAUCAAUCAGAGCCAUAAUCUUAUAUCACUUGAAGAUUGUUCCUCGCUACUCUGGCCCGACUCCGAGGGCCUAUUACAGAACAUAUUGGCAACCGACCCUGGUAUCUGGAAUCAGGCAACUUCUCUGAUGCCGCAGACCCUCAGUGUUCCGCCAACUCCUUUGCAGACAACUUCGGCUGUGCAAAGCAUCUCACCAUCAAAUUGUAGUAGUAUCGCAGAAGAUGGGGAGAGAGCGAUUCAGUCUUUAAGCGGGCUUAUCAACGAGACGUUUUGCAAUGUGACAGCUCCAUCAGCCUUGGCAGGACUCACUUCCCGCUUUCUGGAUAGUAGUCUGCAUAUGUUCUUCCGAUUCAUAGUCCCGAUGUUUCCCGUUAUCCAUCAACCAACAUUUAUCUUCCGAGAUUGCCCUCCGCCUCUUUUGCUGAAUGCCAUUGCACUAGGUGCUUUGUUUCUAGGUACUACCGAUGCGAAAUCGAAGGCGGAUGCUCUCUGGCAGCUCGCUCACACUGCCGUCGCAACCUCAUGGCACACAAUGAUUCAACAAAAAAGACCAUAUGAUUCAUGCAAUGGAGUAUGCCUUAUCCAGACAAUGCUUCUGAGUCAAAUAUAUGCUGCAUUGUCAAACAAUCGGACUCUGCGAACCACUAGCCAAGUCUUUCAUGGGUUGGCGCUCUUCUGGGCUAGUCACUGCGGCAUGUACGAAGGGCUAGGUCAACCUUCAUUGCCUCCUAUAGACGCAAAUUCUGAAGUAAUGCAGCGUGCUUGGCAUAUUUGGAUUGCUCGGGAGACCAGACUCCGCACCUUGCUAGGGCUUUACAUCGUGGAUGGCGUGGUGUCUCAGUUCAGCGGCAAUCCGACGUUUGCUCGACACAUGGCCAACCCCCUCACUCUACCGAGCGACGAGUCGGUUUUCAACGCGCUUAACGCCCAAGAGUGGAUAAAGGCGAGUCUUAAACGCCGUUUAUUACAUUCGGACAAUUUUCGAUUUUGCGACGUGUUCCACGCACUUUUUUCAAAAGAUGAUACGACUACUACGAGCGCCAGGCCCCAGUACGAUACUUUUUUGUUCUAUCAUAAGAUUAUUCUCGAGGGUAUACGGUCUCUUGUUGCAGACGCAAAUCGAACAAAACCAGUACCUGUAGGCGUGCCGUCAAAGCAAGAAAUUGGCAAUGCUCUCAUAAGGCUACGAGAACAGAUCAUUCAGAAUCAACUUCUCUCCUCAUCAGACCAAGUAGUCGCAAUGCUGCAGUGGCACACAAUAUGUCUUGAUUUGGUUGUAAGUACCGCACGAGGUACCCGCCGAAUGUGUUCGUUGCAUGGGAUCCCACAGCGAAUCUUCGGAGGCGACAGUCGCGAUGAGCAGGAUAUAGAUCCCCGCCGCUGGGCGCAAAGCAAGAAUGCGCGUAUUGCUUUGCUUCAUGCCUCUCAAAUCCAAGAGCUUACUGCCAGUCUCCCGCUCGGUAUGGCCUUUGAUAUCAAUGUUCCUGGUGCUGUAUUUGCUGCAGCAACUACAUACAGUGCCUUUGCUUUGGCAGGAGCUGGGAAGGUGGUUCUGCCUCCUGUGAUAGACUGGGUGGCCGCCGUUCAGGCUGCUACAAUGGAUGAUAAAGCAGGAGAUCCAGGGUCGCAUAGCACCUCCCACGAGACCCUAUCGUUCGUGAAUGAUGGAACUUUUGUCAAAGGUCUGUUGCGCGAUCUUUCAUAUGAGUUGACAUCUAUUCGAAGCUUGUUGAGGUCUCUCUCAUUACAGUGGACUGUUGCUCAGGAGAUGGAGCAGGUCGUUGGGGAUUGGAUCGAGCGCAUGCAAUGA
Messenger RNA from Penicillium macrosclerotiorum, 2151 nucleotides. RefSeq lists its product as uncharacterized. The coding region runs from base 1 to 2151 and encodes 716 amino acids. Gene Ontology annotation, biological process: regulation of transcription by RNA polymerase II; DNA-templated transcription. The transcript is spliced from 4 exons. Gene Ontology annotation, cellular component: chromatin. The record is from RefSeq and is a predicted model, not a curated record. Lineage: Eukaryota; Fungi; Ascomycota; Eurotiomycetes; Eurotiales; Aspergillaceae. Gene Ontology annotation, molecular function: zinc ion binding; DNA-binding transcription factor activity, RNA polymerase II-specific; RNA polymerase II cis-regulatory region sequence-specific DNA binding.